ACAGUUUUCGUCCCCUCCAUCCAGUUUUCGUCCCUUCCAUCAUUACUCUUCCCCUAUUUAUGGAGGCUAAUUGGUUUCAGCUACCCACCCUACUCCAGACUACUUACUGCUCCAGACUACUGCAGAGACAGAAGCAAGCUUGAUGUCUUCUUUUCCAGGACCGCAGGAUCUAACAACAGGACAAGAAGACGAUGAUAGGCGUAGAGAAGCUGUACACAUUACCACCACUUAUUGGCCAGUAAAUCGUCCUCAUCCACUGAAUGAUGCCAAUAUAUUAUACGGGAUUUAUGAUAAUGGUGUUGUGAAAAAGGAAUGCUGCAUAGUGAAAAACUUCUCUAAAACACACGUAUCUCAUCAUAGUGAUUUUGCUUCAUGUAUGCAAGGGAACGGGUUUUCAGAUCUUUGUUUGGAAGUGUAUGCUUAUGAUGAACCUAAUGACACCCUGAUUUGUGAGCCUUUUAAGUCCACACUCAUGUCUUGGACCAAACAAAUUUUAGAAACUCGUAAGCGAGAUAUUUGGAAGGAGCAGGAUAAUUCCAUAUCUGGACGAUCUUUACUGAGGCCUCUUUUUGGUUUUUUGAUGGUUUAUGCUCCAGCACGUUAUUACCAUCCACAUUUGCUCAACUCAGUGUACAUAACUGAUGGAAAUAAAGUUAAAUUUCUAUCAAAGGUGGAAGUACGUCGGAGUCGUGGGGUGUGGGAGAAUAAUUUGUUUCAGGUUGUAUCCUUUAUAUAUGGAAUCUCAGUACAAGAUAGUCGACAAGAAGCAAAGGAAAUUGGAAAUCUCAAAUAUCCAGAAUAUCUAGAAUCUUUGCCAACAUGUGUCGCACAUAUUCCAAAGAGCCUUCAGAAUCUCUACAAAUAUUUGCAGUCCUAUGACCCUGCUAGACAUUGUGCACGUUUCUUCUUUGAUCCACCCUUCCUACACAAAUGGCGUAGAAAAGCUGUACACAUUACCACCACUUAUUGGCCAGUAAAUCGUCGUCAUCCACUGAAUGAUCCCAAUAUAUCUUACGGGAUGUAUGAUAAUGGUGUUGUGAAAAAGAAAUGCUGCAUAGUGAAAAACUUCUCCACAACAGAGGUAUCUCAGCAUAGUGAAUUUGCUUCACGUAUGCAAGCAAAGGGGUUCUCAAAUCUUUGUUUGGAAGUUUAUGCUUAUGAUAAACCUAAUGACACCCUGAUUUGCGAGCGUUUUAAGUCCACACUCAUGUCUUGGACCAAACAAAUGGCAUGUACUUGGAAGGAGCAGGAUAAUUCCAUAUCUGGACAAUCUUUACUGAGGCCUCUUUUUGGUUUUUUGAGGGUUUAUGCUCCAGAAGGUGCUCCAGAAGGUGCUCCAGAAGGUUAUUACCAUCCAGAUUUGCUCAACUCAGUUUACAUCACAGAUGAAAAUAAAGUCAAAUUUCUAUCAAAGGUGAAAGUACUUAGGAGACCUGUUGACUGCAAGAAGAAUUUGUCCGAGGUUUUAUGCUUUAUAUAUGGAAUCUCAGUAGGAGAUAUUCAACAAGAAUCAAAGGAAAUUGGAGAUCCCGAAUUUCCAGAAUCUUUGCCAGAAUCUUCAGAACAUAUUCCAAAGAGCCUUCAGAAUCUCUACAAAUAUUUGCAGUCCUAUAACCCUCGUAGGUGAGUUGAAUUACUUAUUUUUCAAAUUGUGAUUUUUGUGUAUGGUUUAACUGUCUUCCUUUCCUUCAGACAUUGUGCACGUUUCUUCUUUG
This is a messenger RNA of Rubroshorea leprosula, 1715 nucleotides long. The record is from the annotation of a GenBank genome assembly. NCBI's taxonomy places the organism in Eukaryota, Viridiplantae, Streptophyta, Magnoliopsida, Malvales, Dipterocarpaceae.